AAACAAUCAAAAACAAAAGACGCAGUCAUUCAUAUAACUGGUAACAAAAAUAUUUUUAAUCAAACUGUAUAAAUCAUAAUACAAAUAAUAUAAGAGAUAAUAAGAGAUUAGUUACUAACUAUACCUUUAUUAAAUUAUUGAAUAAAUAUGAUAUUAUCACAAAUACAAAAGUAUUGGAAUACAAUAUUUAUAUUAUUCAAUAUACUACUUAUUAUAUUUGAUUUAGCUUUAUUAAUAUUACCAUUCAGAAUAUUAAAUAUCUUAUCAAAUUAUAAUAUUAUUUUAGAUUUUUUUAAACCAAUUAUAUAUCCAGUGAUUAUUUGUAGUGGAUUUCUUGGUUUAUUAAGUAUAUUCAUUGGAUUUAUUGGGAUAUGGAAAAAGAAAAAUAUCUUUAUCUCCAUGCAUAUUAUUGGAUUGAUUAUUGCAACAAUUAUUGAAAUUUCUAUAACAAUUAGUUCAAGUGUAUCAAAUAAUCAAUAUUUUAAACCAGCAAAUCAAUCAUUAUGGAAUUCAUUACAAUAUUAUCAAAAACAUCCAAUUUAUGAAAAUCAAUUUGAUAAUUUACAAAAAGAUUUUGAAUGUUGCGGUGUUAGAUCAUCAAAAGAUUAUGCUAAACUUGUAAAUUAUUUACCAUUUACUUGUGAAAAAGGAAAUGUACUUUAUAUAAAAUGCUAACUUGGAAUCCUGAAGGGAAACGAAAAAGAAGAAAGCCGAAGAACACAUUACGUGGGGAAAUAGAAGCAGAUAUGGAAAGAAUGAAUAACAACUGGAAAUAGCUGGAAAAGAUCGCUCAGGACAAGGUUGGAUAGCUAGUGAUGUUUAACGACCUCUACUCCUCUACGAGGAGUAACAGGCGGUUGUGCUGAAGCAUUAUAUGAAUAUAUAGAACAAUCUAUUACAUUAAUAAUAUAUAUAUGUAUUGCAUUCGCUAUUAUUAAAACAAUCUAUUUGGCUAUUUCAAUUCUUGUUUAUCGUAAAUCUAAUAAGAAUAAUUUAUCUAUAUAAAUAAUAAAUAACAAUAUUGAUGAAUGUAAUUGAAUCAGUUAGAUAUGUACUUCAUAUUAUUGAUUUUUUUUAUAAACAAAAAGGGGGGGAACAUAAUAAAAUUGACCAAGAUGCUAUUUCAUGUCAUUUCAUUGUUGUUCUUAAAUGUUAACUUACAUCUUUAUUCCUAUGUGUUAACUGACUGUUAAUUGUUGUUGCCAAGUCACUUAUACUACUCAUAACAGUAAUAUAAAUUAUAUAUAUGACUUCUUGAUUGUUACUUUUUUUGUUUUAAUUUAUUUCUAAACAAAAAAUAAAAAUUUUCUUUUGAUUAAGUGUUUAGAAAGUUUAAUAUGUCAGAUUACUUUAUAUACUUAAAUAUAAUGCUUAAUUAGUUACGCCUGUUACUCCUCGUGAAGGAGUACAGGCUGCUCGUC
This is a messenger RNA of Schistosoma margrebowiei, 1421 nucleotides long. The record is from the annotation of a GenBank genome assembly. Lineage: Eukaryota; Metazoa; Platyhelminthes; Trematoda; Strigeidida; Schistosomatidae.